CAAAAUGGUGGUCGUCACUCGUCAAUAUGGUGGAUUUCAUUUCAAAUUAUUUUUAUAAAAUAAAAAUAAUUUAUUAUUUUGCCGUUUCCCGUUUGUGAUCGGUUAAAUAUUGAUCUGUGAAGGACGUGCAAAAAUAUAAUAUAAUAAUAAAAUAUUAGUAUAUAAUAUAAUAAUAAAAUUUUUCAAUUUUGGAAAAUAUUUAAAUCAAUUAUAAUUCACUAAUCUAUAAUAGGAGAACUUACCUAUUUAAAAUUAGUGGUAACCAAAAAUGUCUGUAAAUUAUACAUAUAAAUUAUGUACCAAUAAUAUGUAAUUGUAGAUCAAAGAAUAUACUUAUCGACUUAUAUUGUACCUACGGUACAUACCUACUACUUCAAAGAUUAAAAUACUUCAAGAAUUAUGGAAACUAAUUUGUGAUUUAAUAUCAGAAUACAAAAAAACAGUGUAUUCUGAGGUAUUAUUGAGUGUAAGAGACAAGUGCAGUAUAGUUUGAGGUUAUAUUUGUCUUGAAAUAAACAAAACGCAUAAUGCAGUGCUGCGUGCCUUUCUGUGGAAAUACUACAGAGAGGACGGCAAUUACUUUUCACAAGUUUCCCAGUGACAAAUAUCUCCGAGCAGCCUGGCUUAGAGCCCUCGGCACACAAGACACACGCAAGCUGCUGCCAGACACUGCUGUGGUCUGCUCACUGCAUUUCUUGCAUGACCACUUCUAUAAAACAGCAUGUUCUGUAAGGCAGCUCCGCUCUGAUGCUAUUCCUUCAACAGUGCAGAUGUGCAUGAUAUGCCUGGACUCUGACAGCAAGCUGUUUCUAAUGAGUAAACACAAGUUGGAGGAUUCAUAUCCAAAGCUGACUGGACUGUCUUUGUUUCAGUUGUGUGCGCGAACAAACCUGCAGGGCGCCGUGUGUGUGCUGUGUGCUCAGAGACUGAGAAACUUCCGGAGAUUGAGAGAUUUGAGCUUGAGAGGGAGAUCAGUUGUGAUGGACUUGAUACAGAAAUAUGGAUUAAUUACAGUAAAACAUAUAAAAAAAUUGAAUCACACAACUGGAAAACUGAAAUGUAAUUUGGUGUCGAAAUUUUUUGGGCCUGACCAUUGUGACUUUCAUAUAUGUCACACAUAUACCGAGUCACAGGAAUCUGCAGUUGAAAAAGUAACAAUAAAGGAAGAAAAUUGGAACUCUGUGUGGAUUGUCGAGAACACAGAACAAGAAUACAACAAACAAAAAGACAUUUACAACAAUGAUUAUGUAUACAAUGACACAAAUAGUAUAAUAACAGUGAAAUUGGAACCAAUAUGUGAUAGUAAUGACACACAGAAUUUUAUAAAGAGUAAAAAUUCAAAUUUUACAUGCAUACAUUGUUUUGAGAGAUUUGAGCAAGAGAAUGCAUAUUAUGAACAUAUGAACACGCAUCUCCAGCUUUGCGUCAUAUGCCUGGACACUGACAGCAAGCUGGCAGCAAUGAGUAAACACAAGUUGGAGGAGGUGUAUCAACUGUUGACUGGACAAACUUUGUGUGUGGGAAGAAAUCUGCAGGGCGCUGUGUGUGUGUUGUGUGCUCAGAGAUUGAGAAACUUCCGGAGGCUCAGAGACUUGUGCUUGAGAGCUCGUUCACUGAUGAUGGAUUUGCUACAAAAAUAUGAUUUAAUUUCAAUGCAACACAUAAAUAUGAUUAAACAAGCAAGGAAACCAUUUUCUGGUUAUUUAGUGUGCAAAAAAUUUGCACACGACCACUGCGACUUGUACAUACAUCAGUCUGAUGAAGACCAUUGCCCGAUAUUAGACAUGUGUGUAUUUGAAGAUACUGCUACAAUUGCCAAAGAUGAAGAAAUUCAGAACAGCACAUCAAGUAACAAACACUCAGAAGUAAAAGAAUAUAUAUUUACAGAUGUUGGUAAAGUUGUCAAAGAUGAAAAUAGUCAGAACAGCACAUCGACUAACAAAUACUCUGAAGUAAAGGAAUAUAUAUUUACAGAUGUUAGUAAAGUUGUCAAAGAUAAAGAUAAUCAGAACGGCACAUCGACUAACAAACACUCAGAACUAGAAGAAAAUAUAUUUGGAAAUAUUGCUACCAUUGUCAAAGAUAAAGAAAGUCAAAACAGCACAUUGAUUAAAAAACACCCCCAACUAGAAGAAUAUAUAUUUGGAAAUAUUGCUACCAUUGUCAAAGAUAAACAAAGUCAGAACAGGAUGUCGACCAACAAACACUCAGAACUAGAAGAACAUAUAUUUGGAAAUAUUGCUACCAUUGUCAAAGAUAAAGAAAGUCAGAACAGCACAUUCAUUAAAAAACACUCAGAACUAAAAGAAUAUAUACUAGAUGUCGCUAUAGUUGCCAAAGACGAGGAAAGUCAGAAUGGUCCAUCAAUAGACAAGUCAGAACUAGAAGAAUAUAUAGAUGGAAAUGUUGCUACAGUUGACAAAGAUUGGGACCCUUUAACAUUUUCUGAUCUUAUGGAAGUCAAAAAAGAAUAUGGCAAUGUUGACAUUGUCAACCAAGUAGACAAUGUCAACGAAGCAAACAAAAGCCAUCAAGAAGACAAUGUCAACAUCAUGUUGGAAAAAGAACCACUUAAAGAGCACAAUUUAGGUGAGCUGCCGAUCAAGAGGCGCAACACAAAGCCACGCACACCCAAGAAAAACAUACACAUGAGUACCAACACUGAAGAAAAGCGUUUUACUUGUGAUAUAUGCAAUGUUAAAAGCAAAUCUAAAUAUAAUUUAAAAAGGCACAUACGACGACACUCAUCAAAUAAGCUUUACUCGUGUGAGAUGUGCGAAUACAGUAGCAAACGCAAGGAUUCUUUACUCUCUCACAAGAUAUCCCACACUGGUGUGAAGCCCCAUUCUUGUGACAUUUGUGGUGUCAAAUUUGCACAUAAAUGCUCUUUAGUCAGACACAACAGAAUCCACACUCGUGAUAUGCCUUAUUGUUGUGAUAUUUGUUAUUUUAAAUGUGGACAGAGAACUAAUUUAAUCGUGCAUAUAAGAAGUCACACUGGCGAAAAGCCUUAUUUGUGUGAUCUAUGCGAUUGCAAGUUUGCAAUGAAAUAUAGUUUGGCUAGACAUAAACUGACCCACAAUAAAGAAAAGGAGACACAUUCUUGUAACAUAUGUGAUUACAAGUGUGAAUUCAAACACCAGUUAAUUAUUCACAUGAGAACUCACACUGGUGAAACUGUUUAUUCUUGUGAUACAUGCAAUUACAAAUGUGCAUUCAAAAGUAAUUUGAAUUCCCACAGAAUAGUCCAUACUGGUGAAAAGCCUUAUUCUUGUAAGGUAUGCUUUUACCGAUGUGCAAGGAGGUAUCGCUUAAAGAGACACAUGAAAACCCACACUGGCGAAAAGCCUUUCUCUUGUGAGCUGUGCAGUUAUCAAUGUGCAAGAAGAUGUAACUUACGUAGGCACAUGAAAAUUCACGAUAUUGAAUAGACAUAUGAGAACCGUCUAGUGGAUAUGACCUCCAUAUGACCUUUAUGGAAGUUUUGGCAUUGUUUUGAGAACCUUCUUCGUGAUAAAUCGAAUUUGCUGUACUAGUCAAGCAGCGGCCGGCUAUAUUACCUUCGGAGCUACAGGGAUUUAAAGGGUCAGAUUUGCGGCGCUGCCGCGGAUCCCUGAAAAACGCCCCAUACAAAAUGGUACGAACCAAUGACGUCGUAGGUCCAUCGAUGAAUGAUCGUUAGAUUUGUAUGUGCGUUCAAACAAAAUUACUAAUAUCUUUGUUAUUUGUGCGUUUAUGUUUAUAGUUCAUUUAUUAAAAAAUGUCACAUUUAAUGUAAGGAAGCUAAAACUGUAUGAAUUUUCAUCUAAUUACGAUAAAAUAUUUUUAAUAGAUUUUGAAAUUUUAUAAUCUUAUUUAUUUUGGAAAUAUCCAGACAAUCUUUGCUUUUUAUAUAUAAAUUAGUUAACAUUGAUUUUAUUAACCGAAUGUAUCAUAAAAAUCAAUAUAUUCAAACCUAGUCAUCAUCCCCAUUGUAUGAAAAUCCAUAUUUGUCGGCCAAAUAAAUUACUAUCUAAAAUCA
This is a messenger RNA of Bicyclus anynana (squinting bush brown), 4021 nucleotides long. RefSeq names its product zinc finger protein 782. Gene Ontology annotation, biological process: regulation of transcription by RNA polymerase II. The coding region runs from base 528 to 3431 and encodes 967 amino acids. The transcript is spliced from 8 exons. Gene Ontology annotation, molecular function: DNA-binding transcription factor activity; RNA polymerase II cis-regulatory region sequence-specific DNA binding; zinc ion binding. The record is from RefSeq and is a predicted model, not a curated record. Gene Ontology annotation, cellular component: nucleus. Lineage: Eukaryota; Metazoa; Arthropoda; Insecta; Lepidoptera; Nymphalidae.